CCCCCAGCUGUCGGAGGCGAAGGGGAACGGCUCGGCGGUGGAGGAAGAGUUCACGGUGGCCCGCCUCUUCAUCAGCAAGAUGAAGUCGGAGGUUAAGUCUCUGGUGAACCGCAGCAAGCAGCUGGAGAGCGCGCAGGCCGACGCUCACCGCAAGAUCCAGGCCAACGAGAAGGAGCUGGCUUCCUGUCAGCUGCUCAUCUCCCAGCACCAAGCCAAGAUCAAGUCUCUGACGGACUACAUGCAGAACAUGGAGCAGAAGAAGAGGCAGCUGGAGGAGAGUCAGGACGCUCUGAGCGAGGAGCUGGCCAAGCUGCAGACCCAGGAGAGAAGACACUCGGGGGAGGAGAAGGAGAAGGAGGACAUCGGCAGGCCUGAUGGAGACGAGGACAUCAAGAAAACACUGGAGGAGCAGCUGGAGCACCACAGGGAGGCUCAUCAGAAGCAGCUGGGCCGCCUGAGGGGCGAGAUCGACGACAAGCAGAGGAUGAUGGACGAGCUCGCAGAUCUGAACGAGGGUCUGCUAUUGGAGCAGGGGAGGCUGAUGUCAGACUUUGACAAAGUGAAGGCAGAAGAGCAGGAGAAGGAUGAGAAGCUGCAGAAACUCAUUGCGAUAAAUGAGGAGAGGGAGCAGGCCAGAGAGGACCUGAGGGGCCUGGAGGAGACGGUGGCCAAAGAGCUUCAGUCUCUCCACAACCUGCGAAAACUCUUCGUUCAGGACCUCACCACGCGGGUUAAGAAGAGCGCAGAGUUGGACUGUGAGGAGGGGCUUGGAAAUGUGGCCCAGAAACAGAAGAUCUCCUUCCUGGAGAACAACCUGGAGCAGCUCACCAAGGUCCACAAGCAGCUGGUCCGAGACAACGCAGACCUGCGCUGCGAGCUGCCCAAACUGGAGAAGCGUCUGCGGGCCACGGCGGAGCGCGUCAAAGCUCUGGAGAACGCCCUGAAGGACGCCAAGGAGAGCUCCAUGAGGGACCGCAAGCGCUACCAGCAGGAGGUGGACCGCAUCAAGGAGGCGGUGCGCGCCAAGAACAUGGCGAGGAGGGGCUUCUCCGCCCAGAUCGCUAAGCCCAUCAGACCAGGCCAUCACCCUCUGUCCUCCCCCAUCAGCAGCUCUAUCAGAGUCAACCACUGAAGCCAACAGCAACCCAACACUACAGACCCCUAACGACUGAAGCAUGCCCACCACCUCAACUGGAAACAAGCCCCGCCCCUCCUGCUGGAGCACCAGUGGGAGGCCAUCACCGCAUCCUUCCUGUAUAUACUGAUAUUUGACGUCAACAUGUUUCAUCUGCUGAAUGUAGGUACCAGAGGAACAGUCCUGCUUUAUCUUUUAGGAUCAAUCAAAAGCAAUUGUCUCCUCAUCACAGAUUUGUAUCAUAAUUGUGCAUUUUGUUGCUUAAUCACAACUAUUUAAACGAGGCCCUUUGUGGAGGAUUGAGAAGUGUAGCAGGUUGCAAUAUUUUCCUUAUGAUCGUGAGUUUGUACAGCUUUCCAAAGCUUAAAGAGCCAGACGGAACAGGAAGAUAUUUAGGCUUUUAAAUGAAUCUUUAGCCAGCAUUUAUUCAUUUAGAGGAAUAGUUUGACAUUUUGGAAGUGUGUUCAAUCAAUAUUAGGCACUCUUUUCAUUAUAGCAAAUACAAACAUCUCCCAAAAGGUCAAACUGUUCCUUUAAGAAUAACAUGUCUUUGUUGAGCAGUCGAUGCCAUUGAAGGUAACAGCUAAAGCUAUAUAAAGAAAUUGAUUACAGCCACUUUGUACAGGCAAAAUCACAGCUCGUUAAAGUGUGUGUUCAAAUAUUUCCCCCCUCCAAAAGUUGUAUUUAUAAACUAACACUUACUAGCUAUACUAAUACCUUGUGUUUUGGGGCAUUUUUGACAUUUCCAAAGUUACUUUUACUACUUCUGUCCCCCGCUGAGAAUGAAGUGAGAAAGUUAUAGUGAUUCUGUCAGGGACACUUUAUUAACAAUCUUUAUUUUUUUUGACAAAGCGUCUUGUAAGCUCCUGAUCAGACAAUCAGAGAUCUUAGUACGCAGAGUUAAUGACAGAUUGAUGAAUAUCCCUUAAAAAAGGCCAAUAGGAAGUAGACUUUUGAAACUAAUUUAAUCCCAACACCCGCUCUCUGUAACGUUACGUGACACCGUUUCUUUACGUGACCUCGUUAUGUAACGCCGUUUUCGUUAGGUAACGUUUUAAAUAUUUUCACAUGUAUCUCGGCUUAUUUGUUGUUUAAAGUGAGCUGGAGAAUAACUGAAUGUAACUGCAUGGAUUAGAGCUUGUGUUAGGCAUGCUCAGGGAGGACCAACUGGACAUUUGUAUGCAGCGUGCAUUGAACUCAUCACGAUGACAUUUUGUUUGUUUGACUGUGGCAUCUUAUCUACUGAUGCAAUUCAAUAAAGGUAUAUAUAUCUAUUUCACUUUUACCAUUGUUUUUUUUGUCCAAAUAAAAUGACAGACUUUGAAAUAA
Molecule: messenger RNA, 2464 nt
Organism: Notothenia coriiceps (black rockcod)
Lineage: Eukaryota; Metazoa; Chordata; Actinopteri; Perciformes; Nototheniidae
Product: kinesin heavy chain isoform 5C-like
Exons: 11
Coding region: 80-1132 (350 amino acids)
Source: RefSeq, a predicted model, not a curated record